This is a messenger RNA of Cladocopium goreaui, 4164 nucleotides long. The record is from the annotation of a GenBank genome assembly. Lineage: Eukaryota; Dinophyceae; Suessiales; Symbiodiniaceae.
AUGUUGCGUUGCAUUUGGCGUUUGGCGUGUGUGGCCUGGAGUUUCCUCCCGGUGCUGGCUCGCUGGAGCGAAGAUCGAGCGCGUGCAUGGACGGGUGCAUGGCGGGUCGGGGCCAAUUAUCUACCCUCAAAUUGUGGCAACGUGUUGGAACUUUUUGAUUCGAAGAAUUUUGAUUUGUCACUUCUGGUGGCAGAGCGUGAGCUUCAUGUUGCUCGAGGUGCCGGUUUCACGGCCUUGAGGAUCUUCCUUCACGAGGAGUUGUUCUUCCGUGAGGAGUUGGAGUUUUUGGCGAAGAUCAGCAGAUUGCUGGACAUGUUUCAACGUCAUGACAUGUCGGUGAUGCUGGUUCUCUUUGAUGCCUGUUGGAGACCGGACCUGCCAGAGGAAGAUCCUUAUAUCCCUGGGGUGCACAACAGUGCCUGGCUGCAAUGUCCAAGUCAUGAUGUGCUGAGGGCUUUUGGUCAUGGUGAAAGCUGGGCCUUUCAACGUUUGGAGCGUUACGUCACUGGAGUGGUGACCCGUUUUGCCAAAGACCCACGGGUUGCCGUGUGGGACAUCUACAAUGAACCCACCCAACGGCAGAGCGAACAUCUCAUCAUGCCCAGAUUGAACGCCAUGCACGGUCGGGAGAUGAGCGAAUAUCCGGAGCACUGGCUCUUGGACGGGCCAAAGUUGCAGAUCGUCAUGCAGUUGUUGGACAAGGCAUUUGAAUGGGCUCGCAUGGCUGGGCCCAUGCAGCCCCUCACCACUGCAGUUUGGGAGUUCCCAACUGCAGAUGACGACGACGAAGUGAAGCGUUUCAAGGAGCAGCUGAACCAGAAGCUGGUGGAUUUGAGUGAUGUGCCGUCUUUACAUUGCUAUUGUACUCCAGAGCAGCUUGAAGAGCGGUUGCUUGACCUGGCGAAGCUUCAGAGAGGCCCGGCCUUGGUGACCGAAUUCAUGGCGCGACCAUUGGACUCCACCUUGACCAACAGCCUGCCAGUCCUGAAGCAACACGGUGCGUGGGGCUACACUUGGGGCCUGUUCCAAGGCAGAUCCAAUACCCACGUGCCGUGGAACACCUGGCUAGAAACGGACUUUGGCAAGGAUGAUCCGUGGUUUCACGACGUUUUCCAUCCAAACGGCACAGCGUACGAUCCAGAAGAAGUGAAGAGCGUGUGGUGGCACACCACUGGAAGUGCCUUGCGCGCAAUGCCAAAAGACAACCUUCAAGCGCCUCGAGUGAGCACCGGAAUGCGUCGCCUGAGAGCAAAGGUUCGUCACUUUGCGAGGCCGGUGUUGCAUCGCCCUCUGCCUCGCCUAGCACUUGGAGUAUGUGAGGAAGACGUGGUGGCACCAGAGGAGACUGAGGCCUUGGAGAUCGCGCACGAUGAGGAAGACGAGGUGCAGAUUGUUCAAACCCCGAGGCCGCCUAGGCUUGUGCAGACAUCGAACACCUCAAGAGCCACCAGCCAGGACAAGCGGCAACGACGUCGAAAGAUUCGAAACCGGGCUGUCACAUUGGUCUCGUCCUCGUCGGAAGGAUCACCCCGACGACUUCCCAUCUUCGCGUUGCCGGUGGAACCAAACAACCAACCCAACGAGGUGGACGAGUUGCGUGCCGAGUUGGCAGAGGUGGAGGAGAUGCAACGGAACAUGGCGGAGCUGUUGAGCCAGGUCCAGGAUGGCGACGCUGGGGAUGGCGACGGCAGCGACGGUGACGACGGUGGCGAUGGCUAUGGUCCGGCUGAAGAGCUGGGUGCGGAUGGAGAACCAUCGAUGCAUCGAGCUGAUGCAGGGGAGGUGACGGCUGCCACAGAUGCCACAGAUGCCACAGAUGCCACAGAUGCCACAGAUGCCACAGAUGCCAUGGACGCCAUGGAUGCGGAUUUGGUGGAGACCUGUCCGGAGCUCACAGUGCCACAGGCGGGUGAGGUGGGCGAGGUGGAGGUUGGCCUGGGAGAGGUGGAGCUAUCGGAGGGGUAUGGUUUUUUGGAAGCUGCUGAGCACAGCGAGGUUUUGGAGUCUCUGGAACCUCUGGAGCCUUCGGAUCCGGGACAGGAUGGGUUGGAAGAUCAGGAGUCGCAGGAAGACCGGGAAGAUCAGGAAGCCUGUGAGUCAGAGACUGUGACUUUGCCUCCAUCUGUGGAUGACGAGUUGGAGGAGGACGCUGACUCAUCGGGCCUUGUGCAGGAAGCUGGUCAUGGUGGUAGCCCGUUGGAGGUGGCACUGGAUGGUCUUGCGGUGUCCUGGCGCCGGCGACUGCGUCAGAGCUUGUCCGAGGAAUUGCUCCGGGAGCUCCAGCAGGCAGAGACGAGGCCUCGUUGGUCCCGGCUCUUCAUGCCCCCGCGCAAGGCAAGUGAGGAAGAAUUGUCUGUCAGUGACAUUUCAGGACUGCUGGAUGAUCCCGAAGCUCAGGAAUGGCCACCACCAGAGGGAGAGGUGGCGGAAUUGCUGGCCGAGUUGGCCAAAGGCGAUAGCGCUGACCCGUCAGAUUACUGGGUUCAUGGCGCGUGGGACUUGGAAGGAUUGCGCGAUGAUGUUGCCUUAGUCCACUUAGAGCUGAAAGCCAAAGAGGCUGCAGCGAGCUGCAAGGCCGUUGCCGAAGACCAGAAGCAGCUAGACUUGGCAACUGUUCGACAACGAUUACUAGAGCGUCUUGCACUCGCAGAUCUUGGUCCCGAGGGUGCGAACCUUUGGUUUGAGCCCCAGAGCUGGCAGAGAAGGGAUUUGCAUCGGUUUGCUUUGUCGAUACUCUGGGACUUGCCGUGCGAGAACCGACUUGAGAGCAAACCUUUCGAGUUUCCUUCCACAGACGCAGACAUUGACAGGGCCUUGGAGAUCUUCCAGAGCUCCUGUGGCCGCGGCCUUCGUGCGGUAAAGGACUUUGAGCCUGGAGAAGUGGUGCUUGCUGAUAGAGCAGUGCUUCCACCUUGUGCCAAUGCGGAUGACUUUGCUGCAGCAGCGAGUUCUCAGUGGGACCACUUCAGCCCCAAAGAUCAGGGCAAGUUGAUGUCCCUUCGGUGGCGGAGUUCAGCAGAUGCUGAACACAUGGUCAGUGCCUUGGCGGAUUGGCCUGGGGAACUUUGCGUCGGCAAAGUUCCGGCGCCCAAGCUCCCGCGCUUGCGGGGAAUCGCUUCGUUCAAUGGCAUGGCUGUGGUGAAGUUGAUGAUGAAACCAUCAUCUCUAAAGACAUUGGAAGCCUUGCCCCGCAACGGCUUGGCAGUGUACCUGAAUGGGAGCAUGCUCAACCACUCAUGCUGUCCAACCGUUAACAGGCUGCCUUUCACAUCAUGCUUGGUGGCAAGAGCCCAAAGGCGGCUCCUACCAGGCCAAGAACUCACGUGUGCCUACAUUGAAAUCCGCGCUCCGCAUUAUAUUCGGCAAGCGGAACUGGAAUCCACAUGGGCCUUUGAGUGUCGCUGCUGGCGUUGCCGCUUGGAGCCGCAGCUGUGGCUCGCAGCGCCAGAGGCGGAGCGGGGCCUCCGCGCGGCCUGGCGACGCUUCGAGCGAUGGCGGAAGAGUGGGGCCUGUGAAGAGGAGGAGCUAAGGGAGCUUGUGAGCAGCAUCGCAGAUUUCACCAAAGCUGCAUUGUCUGAAUUCCUUGCUCAGCAAAAGCCAGAUAGUUUCCCAGAAGAUCUUCGGGAAGACAGCACGUUUCAGCGCUACCAAGAUGCUUUGCACAGCAGGAACGAUGUCAAGGCGUUGGAUCCGUUUGACGUGUUUGCUGACUCAAGUCCCACGCCAUUAGUCGCGCUCUUCAGGUUGCUCUUGAGCUCUUUCUGGGUCGCCCCAGCUUUUGAGCUGGCGUUUGGCUUACAAGAGAGCCAACGAUAUGAAGAGGCGCUGAAGUAUUGGUUGGCAGUGCGUGACGUCACGGGUGAGCUCAUGCCGCUGUCCCCAAGCCACAGCGCAGCAGCCACAGAGGCAGCGCUGUCUGCAGUGGCUGCAGGUGUUCAGUGGGAGAAAGUCCUGCAGGAGAGUGUGGCAAUUUGCUUCGGCACUUAUGGAGCCGGAUCGUGGACGCGCUUGGCGGCUGGGCGAUUGGAGCGCUUUGACAACGCCACGCGCUGCGUGCUGCAGGAAUGUGUAACCCGCUGUGAGGACUUGUUGGCCGGUCGGCCGGUUCAGGAUUGCAUCUCAGCUGACUCGCAAGGUCAAAGUUGCCUUGAUGGUUUAGAUUAA